AUGGGGAUGAGAGGUGUUGCUUAUCUAGUAUCUAAUGAGUUUCAAAACGCAGGGGAGAUCCGUCUUCUUAAUGAGCAGGCCUGGGCUGGCGAAACUGAAAUAUUUCCCGUCAGCAAAUCGCUCGACUCGUCUCUGAAGAAGAAUACGGCUUUUAUCAAACGCCUGCGCACUGGAAUUAAUGCCGCCGCUCAACAGACCUUGUUAACCGACAUCCGCACGUUGUCGCUCCACAAGUACCUUUCGGAGAUUAUAUCGGCAUGUUACGAGGGCCUCUGCAAACUCAAGUCGCCCGGAGAGAUCACUGCCGGUGUUGAAAUCACUAGCGCUCUGCAUCAGCGAUUCGGACCGGCGGAGUUCACCCGACAGAUUGGAUGGCUGCUCGGACGAGGCCUCAGUUCACCGGAUAAAAGCCAGUUGAAAGCUCUCAGCCAGGAACUGCGUGAGCGCGAAGAGAAAGAGAGACUAUCUCGCCACCGAGUGUUGCUGAAGGUUGUGACAGAAUUGUGGCUGGUCGGCGUACUGCGUACCCUUGACGAUGUUGAGCGACCGGAGGAUCUCGGAGCUAAGGGCAAAGAGGGUGCAGUUGGAUUGGGCAACAAAGUGGCCGAUGGAGUGUCGAGGAAUCGAAACGCGAACGGUGAUAAGGAGCCGGAACCGUUUCCGUUGGAGGUCCUGAAGGAUCUUCUUGGUCAUGACCGUGAUCAUUCCAAUUUGCCGCUGGCCGUGCUAUUUGCAAAGAGCUUUAGCUGGGAUAUUUUGGGCGCCAAGGCCGCUGAAGAGGGUCGGAAGACGGUUGAGGCCGACGGAGCGACGACUGCGCCUGCUGAAACCCAGAAUGGUGAUGAGGCGGACGCCGAGGAUGACGCGCCACUUACACCGGAGAAGGUCCAGUCUCGCUUUAAAAGUAUCCUGAACCGAUACUUGGAGGACGUCAAGGCGCAUGUCAUGCGCGACCAGAAGGCGCUCACCGCACAGAGCCGGCGCAAUGCAGAAGCCUACGUCAAGAGUGGUGAAAUAUUCGAAGACCGACAAGCCAACUUUGAGAGGCAGACCAAGUCGCUGGAGAAGUUGGUUGCGAACACGCAGAUCCUUUGCGAGAUCUUGGGUGUCGAAAUGCCAGCUUUGGCUGCGCAGGAAACUUCAGACCCUACAUCAAGCGGCGGGAUCGGUCUUGUGAAGACUUCAGAGUACCUCCGUGGACAAGGAGAAGGAGCUGGAAUCUGGGAGGACGAAGAGGAGCGACGCUUCUACGAGAAUCUUGUUGACCUGAAAGGCAAGGUCCCGGCUGUUCUCCUAGAUGAUGGGAAGAAGAAGAAGACUGAAACUGGCGAGCCGACCAAGAAGAAGGAAGGUGAAGCUGGCCCUGAAUCGAGUGAAAAAGGCGAGCCGCAGACACAGACCUCAGAGGAGAAGGCUGCCGAAGCUGAUGAUCUGUCUAUGGCCAUUGUGAGCAAGACUGUCGGAGCCCAGGUGGACGCGCUUCUGGCCAAGCUUCCUGAUUUGCAAACCAAAGACCAAGUCGACCAGAUGGCGCUAGAUUUCUGCUUUCUCAACUCCAAAGCCUCUAGGAACAGGCUUGUGAAGGCUAUCUCUGAUAUUCCGAAGGGCCGCAUUGACCUUCUGCCUUUGUACUCGCGUCUUGUUGCCACUCUUGGGCAAUAUAUGCCGGACAUCCCUCAAGGGUUAACGACUUAUCUCGACGAGGAGUUCCGCAGUCUCCAGCGCCGUAAGUCCAAGGAGUUCCUUGGCCAGGUGCGGAUGAGCAACAUCCGUUACCUUGCGGAGUUGACCAAGUUUGGAGUAGUCCCGGAGCACAUCAUUUUCCACUGCUUCAAGGUCUCUCUGGAUGACUUUUCCCGCAUGAACAUUGAAAUUAUCGGUCACCUUUUGGAGAAUUGCGGGCGAUACUUGUUUCGGAAUCCGGAUACGUCACCCCGGAUGGCAUCUUUCCUCGAGACACUGGGGAGAAAGAAGACAGUUCAGCACCUAGGCCAGCAGGAGCGCAUGAUCAUCGAAAAUGCUGUAUACUACGUCGACCCACCUCAACGGCCCGCUAUUCAACAAAAGGAGAGGACGCCCAUGGAGUCUUACAUCCGAAAGCUCAUCUAUUUAGAUAUGAACAAGCGGAACUACACCAGGGUACUGAAAGCAGUUCGCAAGCUUCACUGGGAAGAGGACGAGGUGGUCUAUAUUCUGGAGCGUGUUUUCAGCAAGCCGGCCAAAGUCAAGUAUGGCAAUAUCCAUCUGCUUGCAAUCCUUGUCGGCGCUCUCUACCGCUACCACCAAGGCUUUGUGAUUGGCAUUGUUGACAACAUUCUGGAAUAUAUCACGCUUGGUCUUGAGCAGAAUGAUUUCAAGUUCAACCAGAAGCGGAUCGCGGAGGUCAAGUACCUUGGAGAGCUGUACAACUAUAAGAUGAUUGACUCUCCUGUGAUCUUCGAUACGUUGUAUCGGAUUGUCACAUACGGUCACGAAGGCGGUACGCCGAUGCCAGGCAAGAUCAACGUGCUGGAUCUCCCAGACGACUUCUUCCGUAUACGUCUAAUCUGUCAGCUCCUGGAUACCUGCGGUCAUUGUUUCGACCGAGGAUCUGCAAAGAAGAAGCUAGACUUUUUCUUGAAGUUCUUCCAAUACUACAUUUGCACAAAAGACCCACUGCCUAUGGACAUCGACUUUCUCGUCCAAGACACGUUCUCUCUGACCCGUCCGCAAUGGACUCUAAUUACCGACCUCGACGAGGCUAGCCGCAUCUUCGGCGAGGCAGUGGCCCAGAACUUCAAGCCGCAAGAAGAGAAGCCCGAACCUGAGGAGGAAUCCGAGGACAGCGCGUCGGACGACGACUUGGAGGAAGACGCCAUUCCAGAGGCUGAGGAUGAAGGAGAGGAGAGUGACGAGGUGGAUGUGUCCCCACACGUCGAGCACAACGACGACAGUGAGUCUGAGGAAGAACAGAUCUUCGUCACGCGUCAAGAGGAGGAGCGAGACCCCGAGGCUGAAGCCGAGUUCGAACGUGAAUUCGAGAAAAUGAUGGCGGAGAGCGUUGAAUCCCGGAAAUUCGAGCGCAAGGCUGUAUUUGAUAUUCCUCUACCAAUGCGGCGCGCUGCUCGUGACACUGCUGCCGAAAUCCCAGCCCCAGCCCCAGCCCCAGCUUUAACCCCAGCCUCGGCCCCAGCACCUGUUCCCUCCACUCAGCCGUCCGGCAAUACAAUGGCGUUCUCCCUUAUGACCAAGAAAGGCAACAAGCAGCAGACUCGCACCAUCGAUUUGCCGUCCGACUCAACUUUUGCCGUUGCCAUGAGAAGCCAGCAGCAAGCUGAUAGGGAGGAGCAGCAGCGGAUCAAGAACCUCGUUCUGAACUACGAGAUGACCAACGAGACUGACAGCGCCGAAGAAACUGUUGAGAAACGUUCGCCAGCUAGAAUGGACAAAUCGAGCGCGAACCGUUUGGCUUUCCGUUCCCGCAAGCUACAGCUCAGUGAUGUGAAUUGGUAG
Molecule: messenger RNA, 3492 nt
Organism: Aspergillus mulundensis
Lineage: Eukaryota; Fungi; Ascomycota; Eurotiomycetes; Eurotiales; Aspergillaceae
Product: regulator of nonsense transcripts 2
Exons: 6
Coding region: 1-3492 (1163 amino acids)
Biological process (GO): nuclear-transcribed mRNA catabolic process, nonsense-mediated decay
Cellular component (GO): cytoplasm; exon-exon junction complex
Molecular function (GO): RNA binding; protein binding
Source: RefSeq, a predicted model, not a curated record